Symbiodinium sp. CCMP2456 is the source of this 723-nucleotide messenger RNA. Lineage: Eukaryota; Dinophyceae; Suessiales; Symbiodiniaceae. The record is from the annotation of a GenBank genome assembly.
AUGUUGGCCGCUUUGCAGCCGCCUCCGAGCGAGACGCUCUUCGUGACCGGGCUCCCCCUGAAUUGCACCAACGAGCACGCGAAGGAGAUCUUCGGACAGUACGGCACGGUCAAGGACACGAACAUCCUCCCCGUGAGCCCUGGCAAGAGUGCCCGUGCCGGCUUUGUCACCAUGACCACUGUCGACGAUGCCAAAUGGAUCGUGGAGCACGUCAACGGCAACGUGCCUCAGAACCUGAAGGAUCCCGUGAACGUGGUCUUCGCGACACCGAAAGGUGACCGAAGCGGCGGCAAAGGUAUGGGCAUGGGAAUGAAAGGUGGAUGGAAGGGCGGCGAGAUGGACAUGAUGAACAUGAUGUGGAUGAUGAAGGGUUUCUUCAACAAAGGCUAUGGCAAGGGGGGCGGCGGCCCAGACCCGUCUGUGACGAAGUACAAGACGGUCUUGUGCACAUUCUUCGAGAGCCAGGGUUUUUGUCAGAGGGGCGACUCUUGUACCUUCGCCCACGGUCCUGGUGAGCUCGGCAAAGGCAAAGGCAAUCCUGGAAAGGGCGCCGGCGCAGGGAAGGGAGGCAUGAUGGCCUUGGGCAUGGGCUCCGCGCCGAACCCUGCGAAGUACAAGACGGUGAUGUGCAACUUCUUCCUGCAGGGUCUCUGCACGAAGGGCGAGACUUGCACCUUCGCCCAUGGUGCGCAUGAGAUCAAGGGUCCUGGGGCGCCCGCGUGA